Molecule: messenger RNA, 1119 nt
Organism: Durio zibethinus
Lineage: Eukaryota; Viridiplantae; Streptophyta; Magnoliopsida; Malvales; Malvaceae
Source: RefSeq, a predicted model, not a curated record
ACUCCAAUUCAUUAUUGCUGCUAUAUCCAAAUUCCAAAAAGUCCGAUUUUUCUUUCUCCUUCGCUUGGGGCUCUCGAUUUCCCUCGUCUAGUCGAAUUUGUUUAACGAUCACAGUAAGGUUUAAGGUUAUUUGCUGAUUUUUUUUGAAGAAUUCAUGACAACUGCUGCUAGACCCACAUGGCAACCUGCCAAAGGUGGGAAUGAACAAGGUGGUACUCGAAUUUUCGGCCCAUCUCAGAAGUACUCAUCGAGGGACCUUGCUUCCCAUACAACUCUAAAGCCUAGAAAGGAUGGUCAGGACAGCCAGGAUGAUUUGCAGAAGAGAAACCUCCGUGAUGAGCUUGAAGAGCGUGAACGGAGGCAUUUCUCAUUAAGGGACAAGUCCUCUAAUGAUGACAGAGAUCGUAGGAAGGGAAACCAUUUUCUUUUGGAAGGGGCAAAGAGGGAGACUGAAGACCGAAUUGUUCCACGCAGUGUUGAUGCUGAUGAUUCUGAUGUGGAAGUCAACAGUGACAAUGAAAGUGAUGACGAGGAUGAUGAUGACGAGGAUGAUGAAGAAGCUCUCUUGGCUGAGCUUGAACGAAUAAAGAAAGAGAAGGCAGAGGAGAAACUCCGACAGGAAAAACAAGAGCAAGAAGAACAGCUAAAAGCCAAAGAAGCUGAGCUUCUUCGUGGAAAUCCACUACUUAAUAAUCCAACAUCUUUUGGUGUAAAGAGGAGAUGGGACGAUGAUGUGGUCUUCAAGAACCAGGCCCGUGGUGAAACCAAGGCUCAAAAGCGCUUCAUUAAUGAUACCAUAAGGAAUGACUUCCACAAGAAAUUCCUGCUGAAAUAUAUGAAGUAAAUAACUUGAAUGCCCAAGCAAUUAGGGAAUCAAGUGAAACUUAACGGUUUCAAAACAUAGUUUGUAUCUGUAGUGGAUUAGAAGAUGGUGUAAUUUUCCUGGAAAAUGUGACGUUCAGCGUAAAACAUAAAUCUCCUAUGUUUGCUGUCUGCCGCCAUAUGCUAAUGGAUAUGGCAAUGAUAGAUGUAUUUCUUGAAUUGGUUAAGACAUACUGAAAGACAAGUACUCUUAAGCAACUCGGGCUUUUAUCAAUAUAGUUUCUUCUUUGGAGAUUA